CUAAGGUACCCCACAAAACAGCUACCACCUUCUGUGUAAAAAGAUCUUCCUUCCUUCCUUUUAUUUUCAAUCUUAUCUGUGCAAUUAAUCCUUUUCCAUAUCUCUGAUAUGAAUAUGAUAUUAAUAUGUAACUGUUUUCCAUGGCCAAUUAUUAAUUUCUGACUCCAUUAGCAUUCAGCGGCGGUUUCAUUUCUGAAUGAAUGCAGAGUAAUCCAGUAACCGAUAUUUCUACUCUGUUUUCCACGGUUCUGUGAACCAAGUUGGAAACUUUUCGGUGAAUUCAGUGUUGUUUGGUUUAGAGAAGGAAGACUCAGAUGGAUUUUUCUUCGUUCUUGACGUCUCUAGCGACGUCGUUCAUCAUAUUCGUGGUUCUGAUGAUUUUGUUUGCGCUUUUAGCAAGUAGGCCUGGCAACAAUGUCAUUUACUACCCAAACAGGAUCCUCAAAGGUUUGGAACCUUUGGAAGGUGGAGUCAAGUCUCGCAACCCUUUCACUUGGAUCAAGGAAGCUUUAACUUCCUCUGAGAAAGAGGUGGUUGCCAUGUCUGGGGUUGAUACCGCUGUUUACUUUGUCUUCCUUGGCACUGUGUUGGGUAUCCUAGUUUUCUCUGGCAUGAUUCUGCUACCAGUGCUUCUGCCUGUUGCUGUCACGGAUGAUGGUGGGAAUCAAACAACUAGUAAAGGAACUUUUAGUGAACUUGACAAGUUAUCCAUGGCAAACAUCCGGCAAAAGAGUAACCGGUUGUGGGCAUUUUUUAUUUGCUGCUAUUGGGUUUCAAUUGUUUCAUUUAUCCUCUUAUGGAGGGCUUACAAACAUGUGGCGUGGCUGAGAGGUGAAGCUCUUAAGGCCCCUGAUGUGAAGCCUGAACAGUUUGCUGUCGUUGUGAGAGACAUACCUGCUGUUCCCGAAGGCCAGACUCGAAAGGAGCAGGUUGACUCUUAUUUCAAAACCAUCUAUCCUGACACGUUUUACAGGUCAAUGAUUGCAACAGACCACAAAAAGGCAGACAAGAUUUGGGAGGAGUUAGAAGGUUAUAAGAAGAAGCUCGCCCGUGCAGAAGCUGUAUUUGAAAAGUCCAAAACAACUGCCAAACCUGAAGGAACAAGACCUACUAACAGGACUGGUUUACUUGGACUUUGUGGUAGUAAGGUAGACAGCAUAGAAUAUUACAAUGAGAAGAUUAAUGAAACCAUUACCAAGUUGGAAGCCGAGCAAAAGGUUACUCUCAGAGAUAAGCAACAAAAUGCUGCUAUUAUCUUCUUCUCGAACAGGGUUACUGCAGCAUCAGCAGCUCAGAGUUUACAUGCUCAAAUGGUUGACCAUUGGUCUGUGUUUGCUGCUCCUGAACCCCGCCAACUAUUAUGGCCCAAUUUGAAAAUAAAGUAUUUUGAAAGAGAGGUGCGGCAAUAUGUGGUGUAUUUCGUUGUCACACUGACUAUACUCUUUUACAUGAUUCCAAUUGCAUUUAUAUCAGCAUUUACAACCUUGCAAAAUUUGGUGAAACUUCUGCCGUUCAUAAAGCCAAUAGUGCGUCUAAGGGCUUUGAGGACAGUGUUGGAAGCUUACCUACCUCAAAUAGCGUUGAUUGUUUUCUUGGCUUUGUUGCCCAAGCUGCUUCUGAUUUUGUCUAAAAUGGAGGGCAUUCCCACAGAAAGUCAUGCAAUCAGGGCUGCAUCUGGAAAAUACUUCUACUUUACUGUGCUGAAUGUAUUCAUUGGAGUUACUCUAGGUGGAACCUUGUUUGGCACACUAAAAACUAUAGAGAAUAGCCCAAACAAACUUGUGUCCUUGCUAGCUGCAAGCCUUCCAGGCAAUGCUACUUUCUUCUUGACCUAUGUGGCUCUCAAAUUUUUUGUUGGCUAUGGUCUUGAGCUGUCCCGGUUAGUUCCUCUUAUUUUAUUCCAUUUGAAGAAAAAGUAUCUUUGCAAGACCGAUGCGGAGGUGAAAGAGGCUUGGGCUCCUGGAGAUCUUGGUUAUGGGACUAGAGUUCCUGGUGACAUGCUCAUCGUCACAAUCGUUUUCUGCUAUUCUGUGAUUGCUCCUCUGAUAGUCCCAUUUGGUGCUCUGUAUUUUGGCCUCGGAUGGCUUAUACUAAGAAAUCAGGCUCUAAAAGUGUAUGUUCCAUCGUAUGAAAGCAAUGGAAGGAUGUGGCCGCACAUACACAACCGCAUACUAGCAUCUUUGAUUCUAUACCAAGUUACCAUGCUUGGUUACUUUGGGGUGCAGAAGUUCUACUACGCACCGUUCUUAAUACCUCUUCCAUUACUGUCAAUACUCUUUGGGUUUGUAUGCGCAAAGAAAUUCUAUCCAGCUUUUGAGCGGCCAACGCUCGAGGUUGCAGCCAAUGGUUUGAAGGAUGCUCCCAACAUGGACUUGAUCUUCAGAGCUUUCAUUCCACCAAGCUUGAGUUCUGAGAAGAUUGAUGAUGAGAACUUUGAAGAUGCAAGGUCUAACGUUUGAGGCAGUUGUCUGAAUUUCCACUGCUAGUUGUACUAUUCUAGUGUUGAUAUGUUUAGAUAUUGUUCAUAAUACAUUUUAGGAAUCAGGUUUGAGGUUCUUUGGGUCUCACAUAUCUGCUUUUGUAACAUUGACGUUUGUGCAUAGCUUUUCUGAAUACAAAUUUGGAGUUUGUCUUUGUUGUUGCAGCGAGAA
This is a messenger RNA of Arachis duranensis, 2651 nucleotides long. RefSeq names its product CSC1-like protein ERD4. Gene Ontology annotation, molecular function: calcium-activated cation channel activity. The transcript is spliced from 6 exons. Lineage: Eukaryota; Viridiplantae; Streptophyta; Magnoliopsida; Fabales; Fabaceae. The record is from RefSeq and is a predicted model, not a curated record. Gene Ontology annotation, cellular component: plasma membrane. The coding region runs from base 315 to 2459 and encodes 714 amino acids.